This is a messenger RNA of Didymella exigua CBS 183.55, 862 nucleotides long. RefSeq names its product 60S ribosome subunit biogenesis protein NIP7. The record is from RefSeq and is a predicted model, not a curated record. Gene Ontology annotation, cellular component: preribosome, large subunit precursor; nucleolus; nucleus. Gene Ontology annotation, molecular function: RNA binding. The transcript is spliced from 2 exons. Gene Ontology annotation, biological process: ribosomal large subunit biogenesis; ribosome assembly. NCBI's taxonomy places the organism in Eukaryota, Fungi, Ascomycota, Dothideomycetes, Pleosporales, Didymellaceae. The coding region runs from base 38 to 595 and encodes 185 amino acids.
GUCAAGUCCUCACUCGACACACACACACGCCUGCACGAUGCGGCCCCUUACCGAACCCGAGACAAAGGUGCUCUUUGAGAAGCUCGCAACCUACUGCGGCAAAGGCAUCUCGAAUCUGAUCGCCGACCCGGCUGGCGGCAACGACCGCAAUGUCUUCCGCGUGCAGGGCUCAAGAUGCUACUACGUCCGCGAAUCGCUCGCUAAUCUCGCCACUUCGGUAGCCCGCGACAACCUCCUCUCUCUGGGCAUCUGCCUCGGAAAAUUCACAAAGACGGGCAAAUUCCGCCUGCACAUCACCGCUCUCUCUGUCAUCGCGCCGCACGCACGCUACAAGGUCUGGGUCAAGGCGAACGGCGAGAUGCCGUACUUGUACGGCGGAAACGUGCUGAAGGCGCACGUUGGAAGGUGGAGCGAGGACUGCCCAGAGCACCAGGGUGUUGUGGUGCUGAGCAUGAACGAUACGCCGCUCGGCUUCGGCGUCAGCGCGAGGAGUACGGCAGAGGCGAGGAAGCUGGAUCCUACGGGUAUUGUGACGUUCAGGCAAGCCGACAUUGGAGAGUACCUGCGCGAAGAAGAUACGCUGUUCACGACUUGAGCAAGGAGCUGAACUUCUCGGCAGCUUUUCAAUCACACCGGCGUUUGGGUGCGAGGGGAAAAGUCAAGGCGCGAGCGGGUCGCAUGAGCGCGAGCAAAAGCAAGCAUGGCUUCUGUGGGAGCAUUGCCCUGGUACAGGAGGCCAGUGCUCUCGAGAUGUGUGCAGGCUAGAAGAAAAGAUACCCAGCAAUAGACUCGAUUGUUCAUCAUUGCAUCUGUACCGUAGUCCUGGGCCGCAAUGUUAACUACCAACCUGAGACGUCCUGCA